UCGCGUGGUCGGCUCAAAGAGCGUAAUGAUAACUUUGAACGAAGUUUCGCGCCUUUUCGAAUGAAACAUUCCGUACGUAUAUUCCAUUUGUGAACUCCUUGGUGAGAAAAUGAGCACAGAUUAUAAAUAUUUUUAAAUUUCGAAAAAGUACUUUAAUAAAACAUAUAUUGUAAAAUGUGAUUUUUCGUGUCCAAAAGUGUCCAUCAUCAUUAAUAUAACAAUGUACACACCUACGAGCACGAACAUCUCAUACUUCGACGACAACUCGACAUUGUUUGACAGCGAAUAUACGCCUUAUAAAGAUCGGGUGGAGACGUAUCUUGUUCCUGUUAUAUUCGCGAUCAUAUUCAUUGUGGGCGUUCUGGGAAAUGGAACUCUUGUGAUAGUGUACGUGAGGCAUAGAGGCAUGAGGAAUGCACCAAACACGUACAUAUUCUCUCUAGCACUUGCAGAUCUCCUAGUCAUAUUGAUCUGUGUUCCAUUCGUAUCCACAAUCUACACUUUGGAGUCAUGGCCAUGGGGUGAAGUCAUCUGCAGGCUCUCUGAAACGGGCAAAGACAUCAGCAUCGGAGUAUCUGUCUUCACGUUAACGGCAUUGUCAGCUGAGCGGUACUGCGCAAUCGUAAAUCCAUUUAGAAAAUUACAAUUACGAAAAUUGCCAUUAGUUUGCGCCACAUUCAUCUGGGCGGCCGCUUUGCUGUUUGCAGCUCCGGCAGCGAUAUUUUCCAACACCUCGACGGCUCAUAUACAUAACAAUGUUACUAUUCUCUAUUGCUCGCCGUAUCCACCUGGAUGGACGAAUUAUCCUAAAUGGAUGACCUUAGCUAAGGCCCUUAUAUACUACGCAUUGCCACUACUGGUGAUCGCGUUCUUUUAUAUUCUAAUGGCUCAAAGGCUGUUGGCCAGUACGAAAGAAAUGCCAGGCGCAUUACACGCAGGGCAAGGAGAAGCUCAGGCAAAAGCUAGGAAAUCUGUCGCAUGUAUGGUCUUGAUAUUUGUUAUAGUAUUUUUCAUAUGCUUCCUACCAUACCACGCAUUGGAAAUGUGGUUUUACUUAUCUCCAACUGCACAAACUGAUUACAACGACUGGAUCCACGCUAUGAGAAUAAUGGGUUUCUGUCUAAGCUUCCUGAACUCAUGCGUCAACCCUGUGGCAUUAUACUGCGUGAGUGGUGUCUUCAGACAGCACUUCAAUAGGUACCUGUGCUGUCGCCGUGGUGCCCUACAUCCAACUUGCAGCUCCAGAUUGUCUCGGACAGCCAUUUGUGAAACGUCAUUUAGGAGCACGCAGCGCCUUCGAUGUAAUAGGAACCCUACAGAGAGCGUCGUAAUAUCCAACUAUGACUACGGAAGUAAAAAGAAAAAUAAUUUAAUAUCCAGAAACAGCGAUGGUGUCACAAUCAUGACCAUCAGAGACUCCAAUGAUUUCCUUACAGAUGUCAAUGAAAAAUGUAUUAACAGAUAAAUCAGUUUGUAUUUAUUUUCCUUAUUAAAUAUUUUACAAUUUUAUUAUAGUUUAGGGCCUUGCAUAAGAAGGAAAUUGGAUCAAGGAAUUGUUCGACGUUAAACUAUGUACUAGUAGAGGUUGAUAUAAAAUGUCUUAUCGGAUGUCUAUCUACUACAUCUGUUUUUUUUAAUUUAAUUUUCUUGAAGAGUUAAACUCGAAUCAAUGGCUUUCAUUUCAUCCAAGUUUGACUUGAAACAAAAUUUUGCUUUCAUUUGAUGUAUAAAAUCAAACGAAGAAUGAAUACAGUAUUGUCUUAAUGUAUACAUUGUAAGCGUUAAUUUUAAGUCAUAGAAGCUAAGCUAAGUCUAAUCAUUCGUUUCUUUUUAUCACAGCGCAAAGCUUAUUUGACAGAAAGAGACAAAUAGUAAUAAGGACAGAUUUAGUUUCUACACAGUAAACUGUUAAAUAUACUAGUCAAACUGUAUAUAAUUUAGAGUUAUUACUUUAUUUAUUGUCACUAGUAAAUAUUUCUAAUUAAAAUAAUAAAUAUCAUAGUAGGUAAGUCUUAAAUAAAUAGUUUCUCCAUUCCAUAUAUCAAUGUGUUAAUUGAUUAGGAUGUAUAUUAUUAUAAAUGUAAUCAUUUCGUGUUAAUUAAGUGCGAAACAACUGCUGGAGCAUUUUAAAACCACAGUCUCAAAUAGUUGAAAAUUGUCUUCAUUUAUGACACUUCCCAAAUGCUUAUCUUAAAUCGUGAUUUUAUUUCGUUUUAAUAAAAUGAACAAGAAGACUAGAAAAACUAUGGUUAAAAUAAUGAUUACAGAUAUCCUGACUAGAGUACAUUUGAUAAAUAUUCUUUUAAGAGUAGGCUUAAUUGCUUUAACUGUAAUGUGAUGUUUUAUGCUGUGCAUGCGCUGGUACUUUGUAGCUAUCAAUAGCAAACACCUUGGGCUUAGUCAAGAUGCCUUAACAGUAAUGUAUGUAGAAAGAGAGAACUAAAUUUGUAUGAAAAUUUGUCGACACGAACUAUCAUUUUCAUACAAAUUUAGUUUUCGACUUCUUACAUACAUUACUGUUAAGGCAUAUUAGCUAAGCCCCCUUGUAUCAGCGACGGAGAUUAAGAUAACUACAUCACGAUUCUAUACCAAAAUGUCUCCAUCCGUAUUGCUCUCUGAAAUUGCACAGCACUUGCUGUUCUAUUUACCAGACGCGAACGUAAAUCUUUGAUUAACUCGUGCACUUAUACUAUAAGGCCCCGGAGACUACUCCAAAGGAAACAUCGUUUCAUCAACUUCCUUCAAAGGAAUUGCUACUUUAUUUAUUACAUUUGUUUUUAAGUGAACAAUAAAAAUAAUUAAUUUAAUUUUGGAUGCAGUUAUGAUUUCACUUAUACAAUACAGAUAAAACGUAAUAGCAAAUAAUAUUUUUUUGCUAAUUGAGGCUACUUUCAGAUUCGAUAUACGUGUAAAUAAAACCCAAGAAACAGUAAAAUAUAUUUUUUGUAAAGCCUUAAGUAA
Molecule: messenger RNA, 2961 nt
Organism: Pieris brassicae (large cabbage white)
Lineage: Eukaryota; Metazoa; Arthropoda; Insecta; Lepidoptera; Pieridae
Gene: NGR-A14
Product: neuropeptide CCHamide-2 receptor-like
Exons: 8
Coding region: 221-1465 (414 amino acids)
Biological process (GO): G protein-coupled receptor signaling pathway
Cellular component (GO): membrane
Molecular function (GO): G protein-coupled peptide receptor activity
Source: RefSeq, a predicted model, not a curated record